AUGUUCCAGUUGAAGAGCGUACUGCUGGGCGCCGCGCUAGUUCGCGGUGUCAUGUCUGCCACGGCGCUCACAGGCGCCCCUUUGGACCUGUUUCAGGAGUCCAUGUCCUUUCUAGACGACAUUUAUGAUCCCGCUGCAGGAUACAUGUAUGAUUUCUCAAGUGGGGGCGCGCUCACACACACAACUCGUUCCUCUCCCUGGUAUGCCGCUGGGCUGCUCCAGAGAAACCGGGGGGACGAUAGAGAGCAGGCCAUAAAGAUUCUCAAAAAUGUCAUUGGCGAUCAAUAUAAGGAUCCAUCUAGUCAAUGGUAUGGCGACUACACCAAGUUCCCAGAGACGCCAACCGUUGGGACGUCUCAGAACCCUCAAGUUAUAUAUGGGUCUUGGGACCCAAACUGGCGGUCUUUCGUUGGCGUGACUUUGAUUGUCAUCUACGAGGAGUUUGGUGAUCUGCUAACGCAGGACAUGAAAGCCCUAAUCCUGGAAAGCAUGUACAACAGCACAGUUGGCGACAGUUAUCGGGUCGGUGGCGUCGACAACGAUAACCUAUACCCUUGCUACAGUAACCCCUGGCUCAUGCGAACACUGGCCACGGCUUGGACUGGCCGUAUGUGGAACAACACCAACAUGACGGAGUCGGCCGAGACGGAUGCGAAACUGGCACUCGAACUAUUCAACCUCAACAACACCCUAUCGGAAUUUAAUAGCCCAACCUACGCGAGCACUUCCCUAACCGCUGUUGCACUCUGGUCCAAAUACCUGCCCGAAGAUUCGCUGCUGGCCCAAAAUGGCGCCCGAAUGGUCAAGGAGAUCUGGAACACGGUUGGCGAGAUGUACCACCCAGGCUUGAAGAAUAUUGCUGGCCCAUUUGAUCGUGCUUAUGGCUUUGAUAUGAACAAGUACGUGUCCCUGAUUGGCUUGAAUAUUUGGGCCUUGAUCGGGAAGAAGGAUGCUCCGAUGUAUAAAUUGCCAUGGGUGAUGUCCCAUAAUAACGACUAUAAUACGGCACCUCUGAUUGCGAUUGUGGCCCCAUACAUGAACUCACUCGUCUCUAACGAGACUAUUGCCAAGCUCAAGAGCUUUGCUGGCGAGCACACCUACAGAACCUCCGCGUACUCUCCGCCAGUUGAUCUUACGCCGCGAAAUAUCACAGCGUGGCUAGGACCGGCGAUGUCCAUAGGCGCGCAGUCGUUCGAUCAGACACAGGUCGGCGGCUUUGCGAAUUCGACGAGCCAAUGGAACCCGGCCGCCAUCCAGUGGAAAUUCGCUGACAGCAGUCUGGGCUACAUGCAUCUAGUUGGAACGGAGAAAGCGCUUCAUGCGGACGUCCAACCCGGAUUUCUGAAUCUUACGUAUCCUAAGGGCACGUCUAAAAGUAAAUUUCAGUUCCGCCUCAGCCAGAAUCCUCUGGGCGGAAAGCGAGACAUUUGGAGUUUGGCGGACAUCGAGAAUAUUGACAUGACAGUCAGUGGUACAGUCAAUACUACUGCGUCUUUUGGCUACUGCGGUCAAUAUGGGGGCGUUUGUGACGAUGUAAAUAACUUCGCUGUCUUUCUCGUAACAUAUCUCAUGCCGGAAGGAAGUACCGAAACUCCAAAUAUCCAAAUCAAGCUCUCAUAUAAAUAA
Neoarthrinium moseri is the source of this 1626-nucleotide messenger RNA. RefSeq lists its product as uncharacterized. NCBI's taxonomy places the organism in Eukaryota, Fungi, Ascomycota, Sordariomycetes, Amphisphaeriales, Apiosporaceae. Bases 1 to 1626 code for a protein of 541 amino acids. The transcript is spliced from 5 exons. The record is from RefSeq and is a predicted model, not a curated record.